Molecule: messenger RNA, 3298 nt
Organism: Tachysurus vachellii
Lineage: Eukaryota; Metazoa; Chordata; Actinopteri; Siluriformes; Bagridae
Product: zinc finger and BTB domain-containing protein 12-like
Exons: 6
Coding region: 172-1827 (551 amino acids)
Biological process (GO): regulation of transcription by RNA polymerase II
Molecular function (GO): DNA-binding transcription factor activity, RNA polymerase II-specific; protein binding; RNA polymerase II cis-regulatory region sequence-specific DNA binding
Source: RefSeq, a predicted model, not a curated record
CUUCCCGGCCGCCGUAGUAUAGGUUACGCUUGUUAAAAAGUAAACACUAGACCUAAAGACUUCGUGACGUUCAGUGACGCUCGUGUGUCUGUUAUGUGAGACGGAAAUCUAUUUAAAAGAUCUUACAACAGGCUUAGCAGAUUUAAGUUUCUGCUCGGAGGCUGGUAGAAGAUGAACCAAACCGUGAUCAGAGAGUCCAAGAACUACGCAGGGACCAGAGUGAUGGACGUGGUGUGUUUCCGCCUUCCUGGCCACAGUGACGCUGCUCUGAGGAACAUGAACUCCUUGCGGGAGCAGCGGCACUUCUGCGACAUCACCAUCGUGGCAGGCGGCAGGCAGAUGUUCCGCGGUCACAAAGUGGUGCUGGCCGCUGGCUCGGCCUUCCUCAGGGACCAGUUUUUACUGAACCCCUCUGCAGAGCUACAGCAGGUAUCGGUGCUGCACAGCUCCACAGUGAUCCGCGAGCUGCUGCAGUCCUGCUACACGGGCAUCCUGCAGUUCAGCGCCAAAGAGAUCGUCAAUUACCUGACAGCAGCCAGCUACCUCCAGAUGGAGCACGUGGUGGAGAAGUGCAGAGUGGCUCUGAGUCAGUACCUGCAGUCUAAGAGCAGCAGCUCAGGAACUGUAAAAACAGAAGAGUCUCAGGGUAUGGCGGCGAUCGUCAGCGGAAGCACUCACGACAUGUCGCCACCUUCCGAGCGUGCAUCGUCUCUGCAGCCUCACAGCUCGGAGGGGGAGCCGCAGGUCUCAGGAGUCGAUCACACCGGUGCUCAUCACAGAGAUGAGGCUGAUUUGUCCGUAGUGAGGCUUCGAGCCUCAGAGCACUCCGGAGGUAUCGAGGACGAAGAGAGCAGGAACGACUUCAGUGUGUUCGAGGUUCGCAUCAGAGACGAGCACCGUGGCCCAGUGGAGAACGCAGGAGUCCACGAGGACCAUGGAGACGCUGUGGACUUGUUGGCUGUACGCCAGGUCACACAUCCGCACGCUGAGGAUCUGAGCAGGGACGACGGUGGAGUGCCGGGCAGCAGCCCGAGGGGCGGUGUGCGCAUCUGGAGGCGGAGAUUCGGGGAGCCCAGGGGUGGCCGGGGGCGGGGCUUCAAGCACAGGAAGCGUUACACCUACCGCGAACGAAGGCCUUUGGGGAACUUUCAGCAGGCGUGGCGCUUUCCCACCUCUGAGGAGAUCAUGGGGAGUUUUGGAGCAGGGAUCGGGCAAGACUACUUAGAUCUAGGAGAGAGUUCGAUGCGGGUGGAUUAUCAGCCGUCAGAAUGCCAGGGAGACGCGGCGGGUUCGGACGGUGGCCCUGGUCAUUUUAGCAUGGACGGAGCAAGCGCCGAGGACGAUGUAGGAGUCGUACCGUUGGCCGCUAACGAAGAAAACGGUGGUGAGGACUCUGUGGCUGUCGUGGGCUCCACAUCCUGCGUGACUGGCUCUGUGGCAUGCGAGCAGUGCGGUCUGGCAUUUUCUUCAGUAGAAGAUCUAGCCACCCACUCACGCUCCACCCACCUGCUGUACGUUUGCCCGUGCUGCGGCAAACACUUCAGCCAGACGAGCAACCUGAACCGCCACAUGGCCGUCCACCGCUCGGCCAAGCUCCACAGCUGCCCGCUGUGCCACAAGACCUUCACGCAGAAGUCCACGCUGUCCGACCACAUGAACAUGCACAGCGGACAGCGGCCACACGUCUGCGCCUUCUGCCGCAUCUGCUUCGCCCACAAACCUGCGCUCCGGCGCCACCUGAAAGAGCAGCACGGCAAGACGACAGCACAGAACUACCUGGAGAUCCAGAGAGAGUGCGAGGAGCCUGCUAUAGGAGGAGGGGUUUAAGGAGACUUUUCAGGAUGAAAUCUAAAGUAGCAUUAUUGAUCUAAUGAGGGACGUUACUAGUGAAGAUUAAGGGCCAGAGUCUGACAUCGUCUUAAACAUCUACACACGUGCUAAAUAUUAUCAUGACUCCAACACCAGCAGCUUGAGCUAAGGAAAAGUAAUACACAUCAGGCAAGUUUGGUGAAAUUCACACUAAUUUACUCUAAUCAGUCAAGACAUGUCUGGUGUCUGACUUCUGUUUGCUUCUUUCAUCAUGCGCUGGAGCUAUCACAAUGAUUUACUGAACAAGUUACAGGUUCAAUACCAUUUUUUUUUUUUACACCACGCAUUGUAUUGCAAGUCUGUCUUACAAUAUGUUUUACUUCAUCUCCAUUUGUGUGAUUUUAGUCAUUUUGUAUUCGAGUAAAAAAAGAAAAGGAAAAAAAAAAACAACAACGUAUUCAGUUCAUCUGUAUUUUAAGCAGUUGACCACAACAAAUCAGGCAGUUUGAUCCAAUCAUUUUAACAGAAACGUCAGGCUUCAUUUUUCAAGCAGGAUCCCAACUGAUUUCUCCCUAAAUCAUCCGUAGGACAUUUUACUUCCAGAGAAAACACUUUGCUUGACUAAAAUGCUGAUCAUCAGUAUAAACUAAAGCAGAGGAAACGUAGCCUUGUUUUUUUUUUGUUUUUUUUUUUAAGUAUUUUAUCGUUCUUGCUUUCUUUAUCAACAUAAACACUCACUACAUAAAGUAUUAAUAUAACAGGAAAUUCCCAGUACAAACUUUUGGAUCUAAACUGGUUUCACUUGCACAAGUUUGUCUUCAGUAUCGGUAAAGAUUUAAGUGUCGACCCUCUGCUUUGCUUCCUCACGGACAGGUCAGAUCACCCUGACCUCAAACACAACCUUCUACGUUUAGAGAUAAGUUGCUGUUUUUUGUUUUUUUUUUAUGCUAAAGAACGAGAAACACAUCAUCAUCAUCUUAUUAAUAUUAGGAAUAAUUCAUAUUAUUCAUCAUCUUCAUGUUAUCGGUCACGUCACAUCAGUCUCACAGCUCACGCAGAACCCGAAGAACAAACACGGUCUUGGCUGAUUUAUAAAGUAUAAAGUCGUUCCUUUAAGAGUCAGAAGAAAACAGAGACACGAGUCAGAGUCUGAGCUUAAGUCUAAAGGUCAGGUUAGUUACCUGGACACCUCACUUCUUGCCGUAUCCUGUUUAGUUAACCAGUGCUUGGUCCUCGAGACUGGAGAACAUCCGUGCCUCAUUGAUUCAAUUAGUAUCUGAACACUGUGCUGACAGACUGCAUUGUGGAGAAUAAAAACAAGAACAAAAUCCAUGUUGGUGUAAUUGUCUGUGUGUGUAUUCGGUAAAUAGCCUGUGACUAGUCGAAUAAAGCAGUUAGCAACAAGCCAGUAACCAUGUGAUUAAGUGUAACGUGAUUCGUUUCCUGUCUUCAACUGUUGUCGAUUAAAAAUACAGGGAGCUUUAACAGA